AUGAGCUCGCUGGCAAAGUAUUCAUUGGUAUGUUGAUUUUAAGAUUUGAAAGUCAAACCGUCGUAAAAAGUUUAAGCCUAAAAAAUCCUUUGAAAAUUUUAGCAAAUUCUCUAGUGAAAAAAAUUUACCAAGUUGAUCUUGAAUGAAACAACAUUUUGAAUUAGUAAAUUGUGGAGGGAGUUAUUAUUUAUGGAACUCUGAGAAUGUUUUUAUUGCAGGCCGACGGCAAAUCACUUCAAAAUCUUCAAGAGACCACUGAAACCAAGGGCUAUCUGGUAACUAUUAAUUUGAAAUUCGCAUAACCAUAAAAAUUAUUACAGGAACAAGUUCGAAACAAGCGGUUGCGAGCAAUCCGACAUCUAAGAGAAACUCUUGCAAAGAAGAGUAAAAACUCACCAUAUGGUGAAUUAAUUGAUGUUGAUACAACCGGAGAAGUUCUGGAAGAUCAAGAACAAUCGGUUUCACCUGCUGCUGAAAUAACACAAAUCGAUUCUGAUGGAAUUGUUCAAAAACCAGAAGAAUCUAUGAUAAUCGCUGAAGCUGUAUCGAUUGGAACUUCUGAUGGGAUUGUUCAAAAACCAGAAGAAUCUAUGGUAAUCGCUGAAGCUGUAUCGAUUGGAACUUCUGAUGGGAUUGUUCAAAAACCAGGAGAAGCUAUGGUAAUCGCUGAAGUUGAAUCGAUUGGAAACUCUGUUGAUGCAGAUGAACGUCGUCAACAUCGAAAUAAGGUGGUUAACAAAAAGACGCUAAAUUGAACACAAUUUUUAUAAAAGAAAAAUGCUUCUUGAGCCAAAAAUUGGAAAAAAAACUUUUGAAGCUAUAUUUAACAAAAAUUUCGUAAUUUCAACACACCUCGGCCAAAAUCGUGGUUUCCACAAUAAAAAAUUGUACGCUAACUUUUUACAGUACAAAAAUUGUUAAUUUUCAGUUUUUGUCCUCUAAAAAUUGUGAUUUUUCAAUUUUUGAUCUCUAAAAACUGAAAUUAAGAUUUUUCAAAAAAUUGUACUCUGGCCAGCCACGGCUUGGCCGAGGUGUGAAUUUCAAGUUUUGAUAAAGUUUUCUAAAAAAUAAUUUUUUAAAUAUAAUUUUGAAUAGAUUGUAAUAAUUGAAUUUCGAGUUUAUGGCUUUGGAGAAAAAUUUUGCCUAGAAAUGAAUUAUGUUCGAGUUAUCAAUCCACUUUUAUUCAGAUUCGUUCCUCAACUAUCGCAAAUAGCAAUGAGAUCGAGAUCAGUAGCAGUUCAAGUUCGGAUGAUUCAGAUGAUUCGGAUAAGGAUAUAACUGUAAGUGUAUUUUGUUUAGUUCAGGGAAUAGUUAUAUUUUUCAGUAUGAUGUUCCAAAAUCAUCGAAUGCUGGAACAAGAAGCAAGUCAAACAAGAAAACGAAGCAUUUUGGUAAAGGGAAAAGACGACAAACGAAUAAGGAGAAGCCUGCGGAAACUGCUGAGGAUAAAGAGGACGAGAAAGUAGGUUUCUAGUUUCAAUUUAUUAGAUACAAAAUAAGCUUCAGAUGAACAUGACAAAAGAUGGAAAAUGGUUACCAUUGGGGGUAACAAAAGCACUACUUUGGGAUGUCAACGCAAAUGCGCCACUAUCAAAAGAUAUUCAAGAGGCAAGAAUUAUAUUUUUUAGAAUUUAUCAUGUACUCAAAUCUGAAACGUGGCAUAUGUUUCAGAUUAAUUCAGUCAAAUUAAAUCGUGUUAGAAGGGAGAUUGAUUCAGACUAUUUUUUGGAUACUGCAUCGACUUUGAAACCAGGUUCUGAACAGGACAUGCUGUUAUGGUGGGCCGGUUACUUCAAAGUGAGUUUUUAUAUGGCAUUUUUCUUAAAAAUUGAGCGCGAAAUUGGUGUCUGCUAGUUUGAUUCUCUCCUUUAUUUUCGCCACAUUUUUGUUGUAAAUUCAAGGCGCAUCGAUUUUUAGAAGCAUUGUUUUUUUUUUGAAACUUUUCUGAUAAUAAACACAUCACUAAGUUUCGAAAUAAAACUCUGUAAUUACAGCUUCACAAUUCUGCCAAGCAGCUUCCACUUGUCAAUCCAACUACUGAUUCUUUCAAUAAUCUUCAAUCAAGAUCAGCGAUGUUUGAUUCAUCAAGACUUAUCGGUUCGUGGAUCGAAUACACCCCUGCUGGAUUUCCAAUCAACUUUACCGCUAUUAUGGAAGAAUAUGCUGUUCAAUACAAAGCUAGCACAAGCUUCAACAAAAUGGUGCGUGUUUAUUUAAAUGGUAUUCGUAAAACGGUUAGUUUUUUUGAGCAUCAGACUUAAAUGUAAAAAGUCAUUUUCCAGAUUCGAAAAGACCGAUUCGCUCCUGUUUACACUUGGAUAUCUUCUUCGGAUAAUUGCACAUAUUUUUGCUUUUCCAAAAAAUUCGGUCUCCGCCUUUUAGGUGAGUCGUAACUUUUUUGAAGCCCUUAAAAAUAUGAUUAUUCAGAAUCUAUCAAAAUCGGCCUCGCAUUGUCGGAGCAUGAAAGAGCCGAGUUCAUGAGUGCGGCAGCCGACAUAGUCGACACCUCGAUGUUCCGAUGUUUGUAAGUUUGUCAUGCAAUUAAGUAAGGUGUAUUGUAUUUUUUGCAGCGAAAACCUUCGCACCAAAAGAAAGUUGACCGACGAUGAAUUGAAUAAAAUGGUGGCUGAAGCUCACGAAGCGAUCAAAAAUUAUCAAGUGGAAUGA
Molecule: messenger RNA, 2667 nt
Organism: Caenorhabditis angaria
Lineage: Eukaryota; Metazoa; Nematoda; Chromadorea; Rhabditida; Rhabditidae
Source: the annotation of a GenBank genome assembly